CACAGCACCAACCCACCACGACAAUGCUCACGACGAGGACCGCAGCCUGUGUCCUGCUUGCCGGGAUGCUCGCGCACGCCGCACCUGUCCGCGAGGGACUCGCCCGCCACGACUUGGUCCCGCGCGACGACGACACCACCACCACCGUCGCAUGGAAGGACAUGACCCCCGGGCAGAAGGCGGGCACAGUCGUCGUAUACGUGAUUUUCGGCCUCGUGGGCUGUGGCAUGCUCGUUAUCUUCUGUGCCUUGGCAUACCACAUCUGCUGCGACUUUGGGGGAGACUUCAAAGACGCGUUCUCGCGCCGGAUGAAGGGGGUGGGUAACGUCGCGCGGGAUGCCUGGGAAGUACCCAAGGCACUCUGGGGUGUGGUCACCAAGGUCUCCGCCAUGGCCUGGGGCACCGUGACCACCCGUUCGAUCAACGCAUGGACAUCGACCAAGAACACGUGCGGGUCGGCCGUGACCCGCGUCAAGACGAGCUUCGCCAAGAAGCCCACAUGUGACUCAGAGAUACCAAUGGCUCUCGACCUCGACGACGAUGUCAAGAAGACGGCCGCGGCCUCCAUCGAGUGGGACAAGGCAAGCCUCAUGAGCUACGAGUCGACCGAGUCCGCCGUCGCGCCGAGCUACCACACCGAUGAGGCCAAAGUUGGUGCUUAUGCCGAGGAGAAGUAGAACAUCUGACUGCUAGACACAUCUUAGACCCAGUUUCGCAUAGAUCAAGCUUCUCGUUUGAACCAUAGAUGCCUCCUGACCGUAGUGCUCCCGAUGAACCAUCAUUGUUGUAUC
Messenger RNA from Vanrija pseudolonga, 791 nucleotides. RefSeq lists its product as uncharacterized. Bases 24 to 677 code for a protein of 217 amino acids. The transcript has 2 exons. The record is from RefSeq and is a predicted model, not a curated record. NCBI's taxonomy places the organism in Eukaryota, Fungi, Basidiomycota, Tremellomycetes, Trichosporonales, Trichosporonaceae.